Fimicolochytrium jonesii is the source of this 1518-nucleotide messenger RNA. Its product is annotated as glutathione S-transferase. The record is from RefSeq and is a predicted model, not a curated record. Gene Ontology annotation, cellular component: cytoplasm. The transcript is spliced from 10 exons. NCBI's taxonomy places the organism in Eukaryota, Fungi, Chytridiomycota, Chytridiomycetes, Spizellomycetales, Powellomycetaceae. Gene Ontology annotation, molecular function: glutathione transferase activity. The coding region runs from base 185 to 1309 and encodes 374 amino acids.
GGCAUGGAUCGAAGAAAAGCCAUCCAGAGAAGCACUAAAAUAUGUAGUCUCGUACCCGUUUUCGUAUGACAUCGCCAGGUGACAAAUCACAAAAGUCCGACGCCGGACGAUUCGCGUUCAAGCCUCAAAUCGAAGCCUUCAAAAACGAGACCAUCCGAGGGCCGUUGCAUAAAAGCCAGCGGAAAUGUUACCAAAACACUUGCAAACACUCCAAGCAAGAAGACUUCUUUUAGCACCCACCUUCCGCUCUACAUUCCGUAUUCACUGCUAUCCCGUUUCAAGCGCAAUUCACGCGAACUUCACUUCACAAAGGACCUUUCUUUCCACCGCAAACACCAAGAUGGUCGAACAGAAGGACGCUGCUGCGGCCUCCAUCUUCAAAUGGGCAUCAAAAGACGGGGAGUUCCGUCGCCAGGUGUCAUCCUUCCGCGACGUCGUAUCCACUGAAGCAGACGCAAAGUUCAAGGCCGAACCUGGAAGAUAUCAUCUCUACGUAUCAUGGGCGUGCCCUUGGGCGCACCGCGCCAUCAUCGUUCGCGCGUUGAAAGGGUUGCAGGAUGUGAUUGGCCUUUCGGCUGUCCACUAUCUUCUGCAGGACAAGGGAUGGCGGUUCGACCACCCUGGUGAAUCCACACCCGGCGUCAUCAACGACAACGUCAAUGGCGCUGAGUACUUGCGGGACAUCUACUUCAAAGCAGAGCCCAACUACGAGGGACGAUUCACGGUCCCCGUCCUCUGGGACAAAAAAACCCAAACAAUCGUCAACAACGAAUCCUCCGAAAUCAUCCGUUUCCUCAACACCGCCUUCGACGAAUGGUCCUCUGCGCCCGGUGUCAGCUACUACCCCGAGAACCUCCGCAAGGAGAUCGACGACCUCAACGGCUGGAUCUACGAUGAGAUCAACAACGGGGUGUACAAGGCCGGGUUUGCUACUACCCAGGAGGCGUAUGAGAAGAACUAUAAGUUGGUGUUCCAGGGACUUGACAAGGUGGAGAACAUCCUUGCGAAGAAGGAGUGGCUUGUGGGGGAGACCUUCACUGAGGCCGACAUUAGGCUCUUUACCACUAUCGUGCGAUUUGACCCGGUAUACCACACCCACUUCAAGUGCACCGGCGGAACCAUCGCGCACAGCUACCCCAACAUCCUGAGGUGGACGCGCCAAUUCUACCAGCUUCCCAAGAUCGCGGAGACGGUCAACAUGGAGCACAUCAAAAACCACUAUUACAUGUCCCACAUCCAGAUCAAUCCUACUCGGGUUGUACCCGUGUGGAAUGGCCCGGAUCUCACCGUGCCUUACGCUCAGAAGUAGACGGCGUAGGCUCAUAGGCUCUCUAGUAUAAAUAGCAUAGUUUUGAGCGAUAAUCAAAACACAAUGCGAUGCGUAUACACUCAUUCUAAAAGGUGUUUACGCUCAUAGUGUCACCUAUCUCACCUAUCUACUCGUAUCUACUCUAUCAUAAGCACGCCGUACCCCUGCACAUCCUCGCACAUUCCAGGCGGGAUGUCAACCCCAUGCGU